This is a messenger RNA of Serendipita indica DSM 11827, 1389 nucleotides long. The record is from the annotation of a GenBank genome assembly. NCBI's taxonomy places the organism in Eukaryota, Fungi, Basidiomycota, Agaricomycetes, Sebacinales, Serendipitaceae.
AUGGCUCUCGCAAUCGCUGUCUACUCACUCUCCACCCGCGCUGCCCAAGAUGUCGCAUCUAAUACAACAGAAAGCGCUUCAUCGUGCGCCAAUCAAUACAGAAGCCUACCUGGGAUUGUCUGGAGUUGUCUUACGACUAUCUUCUUGUGCAUCUGGGUCUCGCUCCACCUCAACGUCCCCGAGCCCGUUGACACCAGAAGCUUGAAUAGCUUCAACAAAUUGAAAUUUGAGAUAAGAUAUUUCAUCAGACGCAACCUAAUCCCUCUCGUCGUCACACUGAUGGCCCCAGAAUGGGUACUUGGGGUGGCGAUUCGCCAGUUUGUCAUGGCUGCUCACGUGGCCAAGGAGAUCGGUGCUACUCGUCAGCAAGGAUUCUUCAUCAUUAUGGGCGGUUUUCAUCUCUUUAAACGAACUCAAGGAUCGUCCUUCCGUCAAAUGAGGGAAUGGGGCAGAGAAGAAGCUCACCCAUUGGUCGAGGAUUCGGUAGUGGAAGAGGGAGAAGGUCGACUUGGCCACACUCCGAGUGGCGAGGCGACCAAUACAAUCGAAGAAGAGGUUGGAGAGCCUGUUCAUCCUCUCGAUGAAUUCGAUGUCUGUCGUCUUAUCAAGGCUGGGAAACUUCGCCUCCCUCAUUUUGCGGAGCUUAAGGACAAAUGCAAAAGCGAUGGACUGGCAAAGUUUCUCGUCAUACUGCAAACACUGUGGUUCAUCACUCAGUGCAUUGCACGGAAGGCCAACAAACUUUCUCUCACCGAGCUCGAGGUUGUUACACUUGGCUAUACUCUCCUCACCUUGUCAAUGUACGUUGCCUGGUGGGACAAGCCAUAUGGUGUCACGUUCCCUGUGCGUGUUUAUGAAACACUCCCCGAACGCACGAUAGAGCAAGAGGAUCUAAAGAAAAAGAAAGAAGAAGUCAAGCUUCCAGAAAGGGUUUAUGCGUAUAUCUCAGGCACACAGGGAUACUUCACCGACCUACGAAGCCAGAAGCGAGUUCCAAUGUUCCACUCUGGGCGCAAUGGAGGAAGAGUCAUUUUACGGGAUUUUAUCGGACCGAUGACAAUAGGCCUUGUCGGGACGCUGUUUGGCGCUGUCCAUCUUCUGGCGUGGUCCUCGCCUUUUCCAUCUGGUCGAGUGCAAUGGCUCUGGCGAUUCGGGGCUGUUGUCAUGACUGUGGCACCACCUGCAGCAUUCAUAGGCUUGAUCUUCCUGAUGCUCGUUCAAAAGUGGCUUAUCCUGGCUUAUUUGAUCGGGUACCUUCUCCGACUGGUACCAAUCUGCUACCUUGUUGGAAGAGGUAUAACGAUUGUGCUCGCGUUCCUCACACUUGCGACACUCCCACUUGACGCUUAUCAAGAUGUAGAAUGGUCUGACUUCUUUCCUCACAUUUAA